Molecule: messenger RNA, 2379 nt
Organism: Actinia tenebrosa (Australian red waratah sea anemone)
Lineage: Eukaryota; Metazoa; Cnidaria; Anthozoa; Actiniaria; Actiniidae
Product: cation channel sperm-associated auxiliary subunit epsilon-like
Biological process (GO): flagellated sperm motility; sperm capacitation
Cellular component (GO): CatSper complex; sperm principal piece
Source: RefSeq, a predicted model, not a curated record
AUGAUGUAUUUGGUUGUAUUUUUGUUCACCCAAGCCUUAGGACAAGAAACUUGGCGGUAUUCUGUCCCACGUGAAGAUCAAUCAGUGUUCACAACUGAAGACACUAUUCAACUUGAAUACUUCGGGAACCAGUUAGUUCGUUGGUGUUAUCCAAAACAUUGUUUUUUCAAUCAGACAAGGACUACUUUGACAACUAUGUCUUGUYGUAAAUCAGGAUACUAUCCCAUCAGUCCUGUCUUGAGCGAAACCAUGGUCAGUAUGUCAUUAGAGGUUUUCAGAAUUUGGGUCUUAAAUCCUAAGUAUGCAGCAAAAGAAGAGAAAAACGGCACUGCAAUUGUACCAUCGUGGUUUUCUGAAAGACUUUCGUUCAUAUUCCACUACUUCGGACAACACCCCAAGCUUACCCUGAGGUCUGGUUAUGCAUCAGUACCAAAACCUCUGAAGUUCAUCAAUGUAACCUUUAAUACAAACUUCAGCUACUGGGAGUUCAUCACUACUUAUAUCAAAAGCCAUCAAAGCGUUAUUUGGAUCAGUGGGAAUUCACUUGCUCUCUAUAACUGCUUCAUAAGAGAUGGCCAGGUGCAGAUACUUCAUCCCAAGUAUGUUAUAUCAGCCUUUCCUCAUGAAGUACAGCUCAUAGGUGAUGGUCAACCAGCUCGCCUGAUAACGGGAUCUCCGCCUGUUGUUAAAGAUGUCUUAUUCUUAGAUACAAAUAUACUCAUUCUCCUGGAGGUCGGAAAAGUAUUAGCCUAUGAUGAAGAGGCAGGAGUGUUCACUAGAUCCACAGGCUUGGCUGGUCAUAACAUCACUCACCUUGCUCAUUCCACUCCAUGUUUCGACGGGCAGAAUUCAAAUGGAACAGACCAUGACAUYGUUGCUUGGUAUAACGUGGAUGGUAAAGUCAAGACCUUUAUUUCUAUCGAUGGUGAUAAUAAAUUUGAUGCCCUGUUUGUUCCAUGGCCCAGUCCGUCUUCUCCGCUACUUUUGCAGUAUUUUCGUAAAGAUGAGACAUGGCAAGAACGACAGUUAGCAUUUGCAAAUUUUACAGAAGCUGGUCCUUUAUCGUUUACCUUUAUUCCAUAUAACACUCAUUUGAUCCUGAUCUGGAGUGCCAAGUCUAUCAUCUAUGGAAGACUUAAUGGACAAGGGACGAGACUACCGCUGACCACACGUUACGGGAAACGCCUCUAUGACGUAACAGGGGCAGCAGACAUUUUGACCAUAACAACAGGUCCUUCUGGAGACUAUGUCGCGUUACUUCAGGAUGGCAGAAUGUUCUACGGGCGGGCUGGUGUGCAAUUUUUAAUAGAGAUAUACCCCGGUGAAGCAGAUUCUAAUGGACUAGCCUUGAUGUUUGAUCUUACCGGACGUCUUUUGCUUCUGUCAAAUUCAAGAAAAUCCAAUCUUUAUGUGUAUGCAUUUGGUUACAGCAGCAGUAGAAGCAUAGAGAGAAGACACCUGCCCUUGAAGAAUGAAGUUACUAGUGGAAUGUAUCCCAACAUCGAGUGUCCUUUUCUUAGAUUCUCUACCAAUGCUUCAGCUGGUUUACAGUACAUCGACAAAGGCGAAACCAUAUCUCACGAUGUUUCCAGCUCCACUCUUAUUGAUGUAACAACUGAAGAACGAAAGCAAUUCUAUCCUGCCUUGACUAUAGUAAACAAGACUUUCACCUUCAGCCAAGUAAAGAAAAAUGGUACAGGAAACAGCACUCAGUUUAAUACAGGACCAAUAUCAGUCGUAUUUCAUCCUGUACAAGUUGGAUUAACUUGCAACAGCAUCUAUCAAACGACGUUGCUGAUUGAAGUAUGUUGUCGCCCAGACCGUCAUAUCAGAAUACGCAACUGCAGUUUUCCAGCAACACGAAACCAGAACGACACAGAUAAAGAAUAUUAUAACUACCGCGACAUGGUACAAUGUGAACUAUCCAGCCAAGUAGGACAACAUUUUAUUCUUGUCCUGGAUUUAUAUGACGGCGAGGCAAACAUAACUGAAGUUCAUCACAAUUAUGUUCUGUGGGAGGAAGAUGAAAAAAAGGGAUAUGAAUACACUGCCACCAUGAGUCAGGUUGGAUGUAUAAGGGAAGCACAGACCUGGAGUACGAUGGGCACAUCUUGGAAUCAAUAUAAUUACGAGAGUUGUUUUGAUAAAAAGAAUGAUGCAAUGUCGGUGUUCAAUGGUUCUCAGCCUUAUCCUAUUGUUAAUAGUUCAGGGUUAUCUCGCAUUUCCUUUACACAAGAAGGGUUAUUCACGUUCACUUUUAAAGUCAUCGAUCCAAAUGUGGUUUGCGUCACAGUAUUCGGAGAUCCACAGGAACGGCAGGACUUCUACUUGGUCUGGACACCAAAAAAUCUUCUCAAGGAGACAGAUCUAUGCCCGUAG